Messenger RNA from Trichoplusia ni (cabbage looper), 1743 nucleotides. It is a transcript of the gene Rpn3, whose product is annotated as probable 26S proteasome non-ATPase regulatory subunit 3. The record is from RefSeq and is a predicted model, not a curated record. Gene Ontology annotation, biological process: ubiquitin-dependent protein catabolic process; regulation of protein catabolic process. Gene Ontology annotation, molecular function: enzyme regulator activity. NCBI's taxonomy places the organism in Eukaryota, Metazoa, Arthropoda, Insecta, Lepidoptera, Noctuidae. The transcript has a single exon. The coding region runs from base 158 to 1642 and encodes 494 amino acids. Gene Ontology annotation, cellular component: proteasome complex; proteasome regulatory particle, lid subcomplex.
UCCAUAAGUGCCUGGUGUGGAACGCUUCAUAGUUACUCGGCAUUUUUUGACAAAAGGAACGAAAAAUAUCACAAUCAUUAAUUCCAAAAGAUCUGUUCCUCAAAGAUUACUAUUGCUUGUUGUUUAUUGAAUAAACUAUAAGAAACCGUGUCUAAACAUGGCUCCUGCGGAAGAUGUUGAAAUGAAAAAUGUGGAAAGCCCUGCUGCUGCGAGUGAUGCUGAAACCCCUGAGGUGAAGAAAGAUGCAGACGUGCUUGCUGUUCAAGAUUUGAGAGAACAUGUAAGACAAAUUGAUAAGGCUGUAACAUCCAAAGAGCCGAGGUUUGCUAUGCGUGUUUUAAGGUCUCUUCCAAGCACCAGAAGGAAGUUAAAUGGCAAUGUUUUACGUGCUAUUUUCAAUCAACUCUAUCCAACAAGCGCUGAUAAAGAAGCACUACUGGUGUUUGUCGAAAACCCUCUACCUGGUGCCGUGGAAAUCGAGCCUCCGCGCUCUAGGAGUGCACCAAAACAACCAGUACCAGAAGUUGAUGUGUACUUGCAUCUCUUGGUGUUGUUGCGUUUGCUUGACACCAAUAGAUUGGAAGAGGCAGCUGAGUGUUCUCAGCAACUAAUGAACAAAGUAUUGGCUCAAAACAGAAGAACUCUUGAUUUAAUUGCUGCUAAAUGCUAUUUUUACCAUUCAAGAGUGUUUGAAUUGACAAAUAAGUUGGAUCUUAUUAGAGGGCUACUUCAUGCUCGCCUGCGAACUUCUACUCUUCGCAAUGAUUAUGAAGGACAAGCUGUACUAAUCAACUGCCUUUUGCGUAACUAUCUGCACUACUCAUUAUAUGAUCAAGCUGACAAGCUUGUCAGCAAAUCAGUCUUCCCUGAAAAUGCAAGUAAUAAUGAGUGGGCAAGGUUUUUGUAUUACCUUGGAAGAAUAAAGGCUGCCCGCUUGGAGUACAGUGAUGCUCAUAAACAUUUGGUACAAGCAUUAAGGAAGGCACCACAGACUGCUGCAGUUGGCUUCCGCCAAACUGUGCAGAAGCUGGCUAUUGUUGUGGAGUUGCUCUUGGGUGAUAUUCCUGAAAGAGCCAUUUUCAGACAAGCCCCUCUAAGGAAAGCUCUGGCACCCUAUUUCCAACUCACCCAAGCUGUCAGGCUUGGUAACUUGCAAAGAUUUGGAGAAGUGCUUGAGAACUUUGGGCCCCAGUUCCGCAGUGAUCAUACAUUCACAUUGAUUCUUCGUCUGAGACAGAAUGUAAUAAAAACUGCUAUCCGUUCCAUUGGUUUGUCAUACUCACGCAUCUCACCAAAGGAUAUUGCCAGGAAAUUGGGGUUGGACUCUGCUGAGGAUGCAGAAUUUAUUGUAGCUAAAGCUAUUCGUGAUGGAGUUAUUGAGGCUACCCUUGACCCUGAAAAGGGCUACAUGAGUAACAAGGAGAGCUCUGACCUCUACUGCACAAGGGAGCCACAACUGGCCUUCCACCAACGUAUCUCCUUCUGCCUGGAUUUACACAACCAGAGCGUAAAAGCUAUGAGAUAUCCACCAAAGUCAUAUGGAAAGGAGCUUGAAAGUGCUGAGGAGAGGCGUGAAAGAGAACAGCAGGACCUAGAGCUGGCUAAGGAAAUGGCUGAAGAAGAUGAUGAUGGCUUCCCCUAAAUAACUUCUUCAAAUGUUUCAAAUUAUUUUGUAAUUGUGAUGCAUUAGAUGUUUAAUUCUGCAUUAACCUUAAUAUUAUAAUAAAAUCUAACUAAAUGUUA